CCUCAAAAUAAAAAUAAAAUGGACCGCGGUAAAGGCAGCGGCGGGUCGAAUAGAUCCCAAAAAAAGGUGCCUCUGGGCGGAGAACUCUUCGCUCUUGGCACCAAAGGUGUUCGCGAUGACUCCAAGUCCAAGAUCUUGCCCAUCAAGUCCAUGUCAUCGGACAGAAAGCGAGAGGCCACUUCCUCGCUGGCCAGUUCAAGCAAACGGGCCCGGGUGAGCCUGAAGGAGCCGGCGGCGGGUACCACGGACAUAUCCUCUGGCAGCAGCCAGUGCGAGUCCUGGGAGCAGUUUGCCAUAGAUUGCGAGCUGGACAACAUCAUCGAGGCGAUAUUCGCGGCCCUGGAGCAGAACGACAACGAGACGGUGGGCCGUCUGGUCUGUGGUGUUAUAAAACAGACGUCUACGAGCUCCUCUCGCUCCAAGGUGGACAAUAUCGCUUUUCUGGCUCUGACCUACGUGGCCAAGCUGCAGCCGAACAUUUUCAGCACAGAUAUCGUGGCCUGCGCACUGUUAUCCUUUCUGCGGCGAGAGGCGAACGUAAAGAUGCGCUACAACACCAAUCUGCACAUUCUGUUUGCCAACCUGCUGGCCCGGGGCUUCGUGGACAUAUCCCAGUGGCCAGAGAUAAUGCUGCGCACAUAUAUAGACGAUGCGGUGAACGAGAGAUACUGGGCGGACAACGAGCUUUGCGCUCCGUUGGUAAAGAACAUAUGUGCUGCUUUCAAAACUCGCACUCCCCACAUCAGUCUUUUGCGCUGGGACGUGAGCUCGACGGCCAUUCCCUCGGGAGGGGGCGGCGGCCCUGGGCACAGAGACAGCAGCAGCGUCAUUGUGGACGACGAUUCUGGGGACAAUUCAACGCAGAGCCUGGACGCCAGUCCCUUGAACGCCGAGUCCGAGCCCAUUUCGGAUGCGAUGUGCACCAUCAAAGCGAGGUUUAGCGAUGCCGUGGUGCAGAAGCACGUCAGCGAUGCCAUUCGCGAUCAGCUGAAUAAGCGGCAGCAGCAGGAUAACUACACGCGGAACUUCCUCAAGUUUCUCUGCAGCACGGCCGGCAUCGCGGAGGUGCGAUGCUUGAGCAUCUCCCGGCUGGAGCUCUGGAUACACAACGGCAAGCUGGUCAAGUUCGCCCAGCAGCUGCUCUCGUACAUCUGCUUUAACAUAAAGGGAAGGAACACCCAGGACAACGAGGUGCUCCUGGUGCUGGUCAAGAUGAGGCUCAAAACGAAGCCGCUGAUCAACCACUACAUGUCGUGCCUCAAGGAGAUGAUAUACCUGCAGCCGGACAUCCUGAGCACAGUGAUGAAGCUGGUGGUUCAAAAUGAACUAUCCAACACCAGGAAUCCGAACAACAUGGGGAUGCUGGCCACAAUGUUUCAAACAUCCUCGGAUCAGUCGGCGGCCAAUCUAGCCGAGAUCUACCAGGAGUUUCUGCUGCAACGGGACGACUGUCUGCGGACUCUGCGUGUUUUCCUGCGGGAACUUGUGCGGAUGCUGCGAUUCGAUGUGAAUUUGGUCAAGUUUUGCAAGACCUUUCUGAGCGAGCGGGAGGACUUGACCGUGCAAAUAGAACAGUUCGAGUUCAAGGAGCGCAUCUUCCAUUCCACGGUGGACAUUGUGUGCCUGUGCAUGUUCCUGUCGGCCACUCCGCAGGCGCGUGAGGCGAGUCUGUCGCUGAAAACCAACAGGGACACGAAAAACAACCAAGCUCUCCUAAAGCUGUACAACCAAAUGUCCCAGAUCCAGCUGGACACGGUGUCCUGGAUGUACGAAACGGUGCCCACUAUCUUUAAGAUUGCGGCAGCCGAGUAUCACCAGGCGCUGCACAAGCUGCUGCUGCUGGACAGUCCGGAGCAGUAUUCGCGCUGCGAUCAGUGGCCGUCGGAGCCGGAGCGCGGUGCUAUUUUGAGGAUCAUCUCGGAAACACCCAUUCACGAGGAGACUCUUCUGCGUAUCAUACUGAUUGGCAUCACCAAGGACAUUCCCUUCUCCAUAGCCAACACCUUCGAUGUCCUGUUGCUCGUCAUCAAGCGGGUCUCGGGAAUGAAGGCCACUAAUAUACCGGCGGUGCAGGCCAACAAGUUCGACAUCAUUGACUUCCUGUUCAGCAUGUCCGAGUACCAUCAUCCCGAGAACAUUCGUCUGCCGUCGGACUACGAGCCACCGAAGCUGGCCAUCAUCGCCUUCUACUGGAAGGCCUGGCUGAUCCUGCUCAUGAUCUCGGCCCACAAUCCCUCGACCUUUGGCGCAUUCUGCUGGGACCACUAUCCAACGAUGAAGAUGCUAAUGGAGAUAUGCAUAACGAAUCAGUUUAACAAUUCGGCGGCCAACAAGGAUGAGCUGCAGAUAAUCACCGUGGAGAGGGACCACAUCCUACAGUUUGAAACCUAUCUGGCCGCCCAGACAUCGCCCCAUGCUGUGAUCACCGAGGAGACGGCCAUUCUAAUCACCCAGCUCAUGCUAAUGGAUCCCAUGGGCACGCCGCGUAAGGUGCCCUCGAUGGUGUUGGAUCAACUGAAGUUCCUCAAUCAGACGUACAAGCUGGGCCACUUGUUCUGUCGCUGUCGCAAGCCGGACCUGCUGCUGGACAUAAUCCAGAGACAGGGCACCACGCAAUCCAUGCCCUGGCUCUCGGACCUGGUGCAGAACAGCGAGGGGGACUUCAGCCAUCUACCAGUGCAGUGUCUGUGCGAGUUCCUGCUCUUCAACGCGCACAUCAUCAACGAGGAGAAUAGUCGCGAUGCCGAACUGGUCAACUUCCUGCGGAAUUUGAUAUUCGAUGCGAAUCUCAGCCAUCCCAUCGUCUGCGAGCUUUUGGAUUACAUAUUCCGCAGGCUGUCGUCCACGGUGAAGCAGUCACGGGUUGCCGCUCUCUCGGGACUAAAGAUCAUCUUCAAGCAGCACUCGGGAGACUUUGAGAACGAAUGGCUGUUGAAGUCCAUCCAGCAGAUCCCCCAUUUCUUCGAGGUGAAGCCAUUCAUCAUACCGCAGCUGCGCGCUGCCUGCCAGGUGGAGAACUGCCCGGAGCUGAUAAUGGCGUACAUCCAGUUUAUUACUGCCCAUACGCUGAACGAUCCGGUGAACGAGAUGCUGGACCAUGUGAUCGAUAUGGCGCAGUUGAUCGUGGAGCGCAGCACCAUGUUCCAGCACAUCAUAAUUUCGCAAGAGGACUACGACUACGUGCCCGACGAGAACCGCAUCCAGACCCUCAAGUGCCUGUUUGUCAUGUUCAACAAUUACAUCAUCAAGCUGCGGGAGUACCAUGAGCCGUAUGAGUGGACUGAGUACCCGGAUCUGCUGAUGGUCCAGUUUGACGACGGCGUCCAGCUGCCCCUGCACAUAAACAUCAUUCACGCGUUCAUUAUACUGCUCACCUACUCGAACAGCAAUAUGCCCGAGUCGAUACCGAUUUUGGAUUACUGGUUCCCGCCGGGGCGGCCGGCGCCCGUGGCCUACCUGCCCAGCAUGCCCCAGGAGCAGGUGCAGCUGCUGCCCGACUGGCUGAAGCUUAAGAUGAUCCGUUCGUCGGUGGACAGGCUAAUCGAGGCCGCUCUGAACGAUCUAACGCCCGAUCAGAUCGUGCUCUUUGUCCAGAACUUUGGCACCCCGGUCAACUCGAUGUCCAAGCUGCUGGCCAUGCUGGAUACCGCGGUGCUUGAGCAGUUCGAUCUGGUGAAGAAUGCCAUCCUGAACAAGGCGUAUUUGGCGCAGCUAAUUGAGAUUCAGCAGGCUCGUGGAGCGAAGAACGGGCACUACACUGUCCAGGCGCUCGAUCUGCACUCGCACUCGCAGACCGUGCCGGAUCUGCCCAAGAUCAAUGUGGUGAUCCAGGAAACCGUGGAGAUAGGGGAUUACAAUCCAUUGGAGAGUGCCCAUUGUCCCACCGACCGCCUGGUCACCCAGGAGGUGGCCCAAACCAUACUAACACAGCCCGAUCAGUUGACCAUUGGCCGGAGUGCUGGCCGAUCGUUGAUACAGCGGCUGUUGGAUGUGCUGGUGGUUACGCCCACCACAACUAGCAGCAAUCGAAGUGAUCUCGUGGCGGCCAUAACCGAGGUGAUAGCUUCCGGAUGCGACAACAGGCCCAUCAUAAUGAGCCGAAAUGUUUGCACCUUGCUCAGGACCUUCUUCAGCUGCAUGCUGCACAGCGACAACUACCACAUCCUCGAGAACACUCUGCAGAAGAACUUUAGCAUCUUCAGGCACUCCUCCAGCCCGAUGCUGCGGCAAACGGAGCUGUAUCACCAGAGCCUGAUGUUCAUGCUGCGCAAUUCUCGCGAGAUUUAUGUGCAGCAGUUCAAGGCGAACAACGCAAUGAUGGCGCGGAAGAGGAUCGUUCGGGGCAUCAUCGACAGCUUCGAUGACACCAAGGACUGCAAAGUCCUAGUCGCAAAAUCCAAGAGCGAUCAGCUCUUUUACAACGGACUCUUUAUCGACUGGCUGUCGGAGGUGGAUCCCGAAAUUGUGUCCACUCAGCUGAUGAAAGAGCACUUUCUGUUCUCCAAGUCCUGCAGCGAGUUUCGCUUCUAUCUGCUGUCCCUGAUCAAUCACCAGACCAAUUGGGACACCAUCGAGAGGAUUGCCGAGUAUUUGUUUAGGAACUUCCACGCGGACUACGACUACGCCACCGUUCUCAACUAUUUCGAGGCACUGACCACCAAUCCGAAGCUUUGGAAGGGUCGCGAGAAGUACAUGUCCAAGAACGUGCGACCCGACGCCUUCUUCCUUCUUAAGACCACAGAGCUGGAGCCCUUUGCACACUUCAUCCUGCACGAAGGCCUCGCCGAGAUCAAGGUGGACAGCAAGAACUAUGACUUCAAGCUCUGCUCCCGCAUGAAUCUGCUGUUCAAGCUGACUGAGAAGCGCAGAGACCUCAUGGUCAGAGUGAUGGAGCAUGUGGAGGAGAGUGCGGUGUCGGAUUAUCUAAAGUUGCAGGUCCUGCAGCAGAUGUACAUCAUGUAUCCACGAAUCAAGUUCCUCCGGCCGAGCAAGACAGGCGAGCAGUCCUACAAGCUGCAGAACCUGAAGGGAUGCCAGGCCGACAAGGUUUUUAAUAAUCUGAUAACGUGCCUGGGCAGUCUGGUGGGCAAGAAGGACUUCGAGACCCUGUCGACGGACACGGAGCUGCUCCUGCGGAAGCUGGCGGCCUCCCAUCCGCUGCUCUUCAUGCGCCAACUGAGCGUUCUCUCCUCGAUUAUGCAGGGACGGGCACAAAUGAGCAUGAAGGCUCUGCGGGAGGAGCACCACUUCCAUCGGUUCGUGCAGAUCCUGCGCACGCUGGAGCUCCUGCAGCCCACGAUCUUCGAGGACACGUACAAGCACGAAAUCCAGAACACACUGUCGUGCUACUUCAACUUCUUUAAGCACCACAGCUCCGUGAAGGAAGCCUACCAGAUGCUGAACAAGUUCGUCCAAAUGCUGCAGGCCUACAUCAACUGCAACCCUUCGAGCGCCCUGCUUUUCAUCGAGCAGUAUGUCGGCAUUCUUAUGGAGCUGGCCGCAAAGUACACCUCGCUGGGUAAGCUGCAGGUCCUGGUCCAGGCAGUUGCCCUGUUGCAGCACAAGUCCAGCUCCGCCUCGGAGCUGGAUGACGAGGAGGUGGCCAAAAACGAAUACGAACUGGACGAACAGUCCUCGUCCUCAAAUACCAAGCCCGUGGUGGUGAUCGAUGAGCCCAUGGACCCGCCGCCAGCUCCCCUGGACACUCCUAUGAGCGGCAACCGUGGAUCUUCGUCCGUUCUCACCCUGAGCUCGUACAGCAGAUCAAACUUCACAGACAUAUCGCCGCACUUCCUCGAUCUGAUCAAAAUAAUCAAGUUGUCGAACACCGAGGACGUGGUUCUGGGUCCCAUGCAGGAGCUAGAGUGCCUCACCUCCAAGCGGUUCGUGUUUAUCAACGAGUUGUUCGAGCGUCUGCUCAACCUAAUAUUCUCGCCAAGUGCCCAAAUCCGUUCCAUCGCCUUUAUCAUCCUGAUCAGGCAUCUGAAGCACAAUCCCGGCAACUCGGACAUCAACUUGUGCACCUUGAACGCAUACAUACAGUGUCUGCGGGACGAGAACUCCUCGGUGGCAGCGACGGCCAUCGAUAACCUGCCGGAGAUGUCGGUGCUGCUGCAGGAACACGCGAUAGACAUCCUGUCUGUGGCCUUUUCGCUGGGCCUAAAGUCGUGCCUGAACACCGGCCACCAAAUACGGAAGGUCCUUCAAACGCUAGUGAUCCAGCAUGGCUACUAAGUGAUCAGAUUUUAUUAGUAUUCCCCGACAUGUGUGUAGUUUAAGCAGUAAAAUGAUAUGUUUAUCUUUUAUAAAUAUUAAAUGCGUCUUCGAGUCAAGUUAAA
Molecule: messenger RNA, 6338 nt
Organism: Drosophila kikkawai
Lineage: Eukaryota; Metazoa; Arthropoda; Insecta; Diptera; Drosophilidae
Gene: IntS1
Product: integrator complex subunit 1
Biological process (GO): U2 snRNA 3'-end processing
Cellular component (GO): integrator complex
Source: RefSeq, a predicted model, not a curated record